Molecule: messenger RNA, 8829 nt
Organism: Folsomia candida
Lineage: Eukaryota; Metazoa; Arthropoda; Collembola; Entomobryomorpha; Isotomidae
Exons: 17
Coding region: 2668-5958 (1096 amino acids)
Biological process (GO): nervous system development
Cellular component (GO): external side of plasma membrane; signaling receptor complex
Molecular function (GO): signaling receptor activity
Source: RefSeq, a predicted model, not a curated record
CAGCACAUGCUCACUUUUCCCCUCUCGUUCUACUCUACUCUCUCUUUACCCGUUUUGCCGGUGAAGCCAGGGUUUUUCUUCCCAUUUAUCAGUGCUCUCGUGGAACUUGAGCCAAGUAGAAGCAUCAUCUCAUCGCUAUCCUCCUCGUACACAGCUUUCCUCUUCAGCCGCGUCUCCUACUUGUUUGUGCAUUGCUUCUCAUUCGAGAGAUACAAGAAAAAGAAAGACAGCAAGAAAGUUUGUAGCUCGUGAACUUGGAGAAAGUUGACAGAGUCAUAAAACAAACCAAAGCUAGAUACACUACUACUCUGUUACUACGACUACUACGUUCUGUGUGUGUGUAUGUCAUUGUCAAGCAGUUACCUUGAUCUCAACUUGGUCUUCAUCAUUGUGCAACUAAACUAUUUUCUAAAGAGAAAAAAAGGUGCUCUCCUUCCUUGUUUGUGUGUUACUUGAGAAUUACUAUUUGCCACACGGCUCACUCACCCCGUUGUAUCGUAGUAGUUGAUGAUGAGACUUGCUAACUUUCCCUUCCGGUCUCACUCAUAAUGAGGGAGUAUCAUAAUAAUAAUAAUGUGAGCAACUAGUACCCCAGUCAUUCAUUCAGUCAGUCAUCACCACGACCAGCACUAUACCUACCGGACGACGUAAUGGGGAAAGAUUACCAAAGUUUAUAAUGAGCAUUUCUCACGCAUAUUAUAAAUGCAACCACGCCUGGCAGAUAAAGAGUGUGUGUGAAAGAGAAAGUCGUGUCGGGGAAAGUGAGACCCUUGGUGCUAUUCUUCUCGUAGGGCUGUUUUACACACAAGACGACGCUGCAGCUGUGGAGGACACACAGUGAGAAAGUGACAAUUAGUUCUCACUUAGUUCACCCUUGAGUUUAUAAUGGGCGGAGGCGUCCUCACACAAGUUAAGUUUCACACAAGAACAACUGUGACACAUUAGAAGAAGAACUAAACUUUGUCCACAUUGCCGUCUCGUUGUCGUCGUCGUCUUCGUCGUCGUCGUCGUCUUCGUCGUCGUCGUCUUUUCUUCCUGUGGAGAGUGUGUCAUUUCUUGGACCAAGUGAGUUUUUGUCCCUUUGUUCUGCACCGCUAGCAAAAGGAGGAAGCCGAAGAAGAAAAGAAUUAAUUGGGACCGAGAAACGGCACUCAUCAUUCCCGUCAUCGCAUACCACGAGUCGUACGGACGUAAAUACGUGCACACAAUAGGACCACAACCACAAUAAGAGUUCCUCGAAAGUCAAUCCGAUCAAUCAUGAGUUAAGAGAAAUUCCGAGACGGGAAGGAACAGUGUUUGUGGGUUAUUAGUCCUUAGAGAAGAAAUACAUUUAUACACACAUCUCUGUGACGCUGGUCCUGUAUUUACUUAACUCAUAGAAAAGAAGUACUUGUGGUUACUUGUUGGGCAGUUGGGUCGGUUUUUGAUGAUAUUGAUCUGUUCACGAGUAAAUAAGACCUCAUGACCAUGCCCACCCUCCUUCCGCCAUCAUUUAUCAUUACGUAUGGCGCUGGGAUAAUUAAGCAGUAGUGGGACGACGAACACUGGGUUAAAAAACAAUAUGAAACAGUCGUCAAGUGCAGCAACAUGCUCGAAUUCACUGCUUCCGACCUCAACAAUUAGACACCACCAACCAACCAACAACUUGUUAUUUCACCUUCGUGAAUUUGUCGCCGAGUGUGAACACAAACGCAAUACUAUGUGAAUGAACCAGACAAUCAGACAAUGGGGGAAAUAGUAGUGCAAAUACUUUCACCUCGUCGUGAACCUUUUCGUGUCAUCGUCGUCAUAUAGAAGGGUACUAGGUCAAUUUGCAUAAUGAAUUUUUACAUGACGGCUACAUAGCCGAGAUUUUAUUGCCUAAAUACAUUUUUACGUAAGGAGACUUAUCGCAUAAUUGCAUAUUGCAUAAUUAUUUUUUAAGUAAGAUGGAGGGUACUCCUAAUUUUCAAGUUUCUGGGCAUUACUGUGCACUCAAAAGCUAAUUUAUUUAUGGCAUUUAUGGUGCAUUUUUCCAUUAAUUUUUGUCGACUUCCCUGUCGGGGUCAGGUGGUUGGAGGGAAUGUGGUAGUCAGAUGAACCUCUCGAGUUAUUUUUUUUACAAAAAUGACCAUCUAAAAAACCCUUUUGGUUCGUAUGCACUUUUAAUAAAUGAUGGUUAUGGCUCAGUAGGAAAGACAUUUGCGAGUCGACCUCAGUCUAAUCGAAAGUGGUCACUAACAGCAUUGGAUAGAUUAGCAUAGGGAUUUAGAUGCAAUUGUGCAAUAUGUGAUUAUGCUAAGUUGUGUUAACCAUUAUGUAAAUUAGUAAUUAUGCAAUUCAGUACUUAUGCAAGCAACAUUAUGCAGAGUGACCAAACACCCAUAGAAGUGUUGUCUAGAAGUUUGUAGUCUCAUCCAUAUUCAUUUCUCGAGUGAGUAGUAGUAUUUAAUAGGAGGACUCAUCCCUAAUCGUCAUCAUACGUGUCCUGUCAACUCGUACAACCGAAUCCUCGCCAUCGCCUCCCCAGGAUGUAGACAAUGCUCCUCAUCUCCGCGGUGAAAGCGAGUGAAGAGAAGUGAAAGUUUUGUUGUUUCCUCCUAGCUAGGUGGGUCAGGUCUUGUGCGUCUCCCUAGGUUUUUCAGGUGUCCUCCAACUCCCGUCGGCAUCAUCGUCGUCGUCGUCAUCAUGAAGACGACCAAGGCCAGAUCCGUGUGGCCCUUGCUGCUCUGGGCGGAACUCCUCGUUUUAGGAGCUCAAACCAAAACAGCCAUGUCCAUCAUGAACUGUAUUCAAGCCCGAGACUCAUGCAUGAACAACACGGCGUGCCAUCCAAUCCUGGAAGUGGUGCCAAGAGUGUGCGGGGCUGAAAAAGUUGCUUGUUCAACCGUGACGAUAACCAAGUGUCAAGCAGCGCUUCGAACACUUCAAGCCUUUCCCUACUUUUACCCAACGUGUUUGUGUCGGGAGCCCAUGUCCGAUCCAGCGUGUAACACAUUCCGUGAUUACUUGUUUGAUCACCCAUGCUCUUUCGUCAAGGAAAAGGAGAAAGAUCCAUACCCCGUGGAUGCACUGCCGACUUGUGAUUAUGCUCUUGACGUGUGCAAGAAGGAGCCCAAGUGCAUUCAGCUGUUGAGAGACUUUCGAACCCAGUGCAAGCAGUCUGAUGAGCAGCAGUGCAAAAUGGAGGAUGGGGAGAUGUGCCAUGAUGCAUGGACCAAGUUGAGAUUGUCCCCGAUUUUUGGCUGCAUAUGUCCAAACUCGAACUCUCGUUGCGACAGAAUUUUUAGAGAGGUCAACUACAAUCCGUGUGUGGCCAGUGAUCCCAAACUAGCGUUGAAUGGGUCCACCUCAGCACUGUUUUCACUAGACCAGCACCGCCUCGCAGGACUUUCGCCGCACAUGUUUUUCUCCCCCGCAUCACUAUUUCCACCCCGCCCCGGCACUCACUUGCACAACCAUUAUCUCCCCAAAUUUCGCCACCACCAUGACACGGCUGCACCCCACACCGAGCACCCACCCCCCUCCGCCGCCCUUACACAAAGUCAUCUCAUGGUUGAUGAGUCGUCGUCCUUAUCGACGCCCACUUAUGCCGGCUAUCCCUCCCCACCAGGCUCCUUUUCUACGUCCCACUCUGGCUCAAUUACAGUUCAAGUCAUCUCCUCCUCACACGCGCCAGACCACGAGCUGGAAUCUCAGCUCGAAACACCGCUCUACGGACCUCAAGGGGGUCACUCGAAGCCACCUCCGUUCAUCCCCCAGAAGCCGAGGCCCCCCUACACGCCCGCCAAGGGGGGCACCAACAUUGCCACCAUUUCCAGCAUCCGGACUCACGGAAGUGGGAGUGUCCGCCUCCCCCUGCAAGCCACCUGUCUCACCGCGUUGCAAAGUUGUCGUCGUGACUCUGCGUGUCGCGGUCUUUUAGAACAAGUGCUUCACUACUGUGACCCGAUGCGAUGUCGGCAAGAAACGUGUAUGAAAGCACUGCAAAAGUUCUACCGCGAAGUGGAGAGCCAGUGGGCUCUGGACGUCGCCUUUUGUCUUUGCAGAAAGACAGAUAACCGUCACGACCAGUGUCGACUUGCUCAAGAAUCUCUGCACCCAGCAUGCGCCCAACGCGGCGACUUGGGCGUCAAUCCACCCUCCUGUCACUCGCUGGCGGAGAGCUGUCGUGCAGAAACAGACUGCAGAUUUAGACUGGAGGAGUACGAGCAGGCGUGUGCGGUGGACAGCGUGACGCGAAAAUGUGCCGGGCCCGCGAUCGAGUGUCGCAACGCGAUGAUACGAAUUUUGGGGACGAAGCUGAGAACCUCGUGCGCCUGCAAUGGCACAGAUUUCACCCAAUUGUACGACUGCCUUGGGUGGCAGCGAAUUCUAUGGGUCAACCCCUGUGUUGUUGAGUCGCAACGAGAUUUCCACCGACUUCGCGCCACCACCCAAGUUCCAGCGUCGCCACAUCAUAACCAUCGCGUCACGCCGACACCAAGUCAUCACCCCGUGCUGGACACGUCCUCCUCUUUCGAGGGCAUCCUCCCUGGAAGUGACCUCCUCUCCACCACCAUGGGAAAUCCACGACCCAGAGUUAUCCACACCACGACAACGACGACCCAACAUAUUCCCGUCUUUACCACGACGGUUCACACGCGUCACCCCAACUCGAAGAAUGGGCGUAACAAUAACAACAACAAGAACAACAAUGGGAAUGGUCACGGUGUCGUUGUCAAAGAGCCCGAACUGGGCGUGGUUGCCCUACCAAAUAACAACAUGGACUUUACUACUGCCCUCGUGGGGAGUAGUGAGACGCUCUUGGUGACUGAAGAGGACACCACGACCAUUGCGACGACAUCAACCACCACUGCGCGCACUGAACCUACAACGACCCUCCAACCGGCGAGAUACUGUCGCCUCCAUCAAGGAAAUUCGGGCGAUAAGAAAAUCCGGGAAGGUCAAGCGAAACGGCUGUAUCGUGACGACAUUCCGACUUGUUCAGAGCUGUGCAUGUGUGAGCUGGGUCGCCCAGAGGCGGCCAUUUGCACCGUGUUGGAGUGUCUGGAGAUCAAACAUUGUUAUGUGAAGACGGAGGACGAGUACAUCCACUUGCAACCUACCUACAUCGCCCAUCGUGGAAAGUGUCUCUGCUACUCGGGACGAUUCAUUUGCGAAAAACCAGCACCUGACACGUACACCCUCGACAACGGGGUUUUCCUCUUCCUCGGCUUUUCCACCAAGGAUGAGCAGCUGCUGUACCCCAUCACGAGACUUCUGGUCCGUGACGUGGUGGACGCCCUAAGACAGCUUAUCACCCCUCAAACGCGCCACUACUUCUUUGACGAGCACGACCCCAACGACACCACCGGGCUUGAGAAGCUCAAAGCUCUCAACACGACGGAAUGUCGCCUCGGACUGUACAAGGUUGAGGGGGAAAAUAUCAUCAUCAACGCCACCGUGUGGGACGAGGACUUUUCCGAGACGGGGAUGAGACAGCCCAACGACCAGCUAUUUCAGAGGGAGAGGAAGCAGUGUCUCCCGGUUUUGCAUGCCUUGCGAGACCUGAUCAACAAGCAGCAUCCCAUCAUCCAUGGGCACAGUCUGCUCUCAAUUCUCAAACUGGCCGCGGUGCAGGACAAUAUUCCCACCCCGGAACCCAGCAGCGCGUCCCACUCCACCCAAGCGGCCUUAUCCUCCACUCUCUUCCCCGUCCUUCUUCUCCUCGUGCUUCAAGUCACCCUCGUCCAGGUCACGCUGGGAAGUAUAAAGGUCAGCCCGGAUGGUGGUAGCAGUAAGAGUAAGUUGGCCACCCCAAGUUUGUCGGACGGUCAGGAGGGUGACCUCCCACCACCAUCCUCGAACACGCCAACGACCUCGACAAGGAGAAGAACAAUGAUAACCCAUCCUCACGAGAGUCAUCUUCAUGACCUCGUCGGGUGGCCAGCCCUCUCGUCCCCGUCUGCUUCUUCUCCGUCGCCGACCCUCUUAUGAUAAUCAACUACCUCCUUAAAUCAUUCCUUUACAAUUAUUACUACUCUUACGACAACAUCAGGGGAGCAUUGUUAAUCACACAGGGAAGAGACUCACCAAGACCUCUUGAUAAAAAUGUAGCAUGCAGACCUGCUAAAGUAAUGAUAAGUAGUUCUUUUACUCAUAAAACUAUAUUCUCUCUGAGACGUGUAUGUAGCAGGUACGUUUAAGAAGGUCGAUUUUUGUUGAUAUAAUUAUGACGAGCCUAAAAAACAUAUUUGGCACUUGGUGGUGGGAUCCAAGUAUAUUUUGGUACUUGCUGCUGAUCUGCCUUUGCACUCCCGAUACUAACCAAUAAUCAUAGCCCACCAGACAUACUUCUGCCAAAUGAGACGACGCAGAUGAAGGAAACUAACGUCGCGUAUUGUUUCGUACAUCGCCCCCAAACCAUAAUUUACAUGCAGACACAGACACCACGAUCUAUUUCCAACUCAACCCGAAGCAGGGGGAGGAGUGAGUAUUAUUAUUCUUGAGAGAAAGAGGUUGGUGGCUGUCCUUGUGUCCCUUCCACGCCUCGUCCUCGUCCUCGUCGUCGUCAAAAUUUUUGAUCCGAGAGUUAGUGCAGCAGCCAACCCACUACUAAUUGCAAAUCCAAUACCAGUACUUUACAUGCAAAGUGACUAUAAAGGAAACCAGGCAACGUGUACUGCUACUUGUAUAUAAAAAUAUUAAUAAGAAGUAAUUUUAAUAACGUAACAAUUCUGAGAAGAACCAAAGAGGUCUAUUUUUAUUUUUGAUGACGAUGCAACUAUGAAAUUCAGAUUUUGAAGAUGAACAGAAUUCUUAAAACUGUAGCGACUAAAAAAAGAGAUACUUAAGACAACAAUGAAGCAUUACUUUUCUAACAACUGAGAAUAACAAAUGACAGUUCAGACUAGUUUAUAGGUAGUGAUGACGAUGGUAGAUAUUUUGUAGAUCUUGAUAUAAAUAGAGUCGAGAUACGGGGACGAUACUAAAUAAAUGAUGGUCACCCACGUAGAUUCACAUGUAGCAGGAGAAAUUGAGUGUCGUAAUAAAGUGUUAUCGGUACAUUCUUCUCUAAGAUAUUUAUAACCUCCGUCACCACCACCAUCAAAAAUUAAUCUGGGUCUCUUCCAGCCUAAUUAAAAUAUAAAUGGUAAAAUUACUGAUAGAAAUACUUACUAUUGAUAUCACGCAACAGUUGCAAUACGUACUUUUGUCUUCGUUCUUAUUCUAUAAUAACGUAACAGAAAACGGAGACGGAUCUUCAUUGCCGACCUCAAUUUUGUCGUCUGGCUGGUCGACCUCUUCACAAAAAGGGAAGUGUGCAUAAAACAUGUAAAUAUUGUACAGAGCAGAGGGCAGGGACAACCACGUUGUACACCCACCCGUAAAAAAACAACACAAAUUCUUCUGUUUUAAGCUACACAUACUUCUCAGACUAACUUUUACCUAAAUAACUACAUAAAACUAACCAACUGCGAGUAUCUAUACGCCUUGAGUGCGCGGUCUAGAGCGCGUUUUUGGGUUUACUAGGUGCACUCUGAACCAAAAAACUCUCACCACCAGCGAUUUUCUCGGUCACUUUCACUAUGUCUGCCUCACCACUCCUCGGUUCAUAUCUAUCUAUCAUCUCAUCUCACAAAGUCAGCCUCUAUGUAUAUCUACUUACGUAUGUACUUAUGUACCACCAAGAACUUCUUGAGUGUCGUUCGUUCAGUCGCAAUCACAUAUCAGUUUCCCAUCUGUCAAUCUAUCUCUCUCACCAACCUGCUUUUUCCAAACUGGUCUCUUUCAUGUCAUCACUGUCCAUAUCACCAUCACCUUUCACCCCCUCGUUUUCAAUCACAUUCUCAUUUACAGUUUUCACCUUUUACUAUAAAUAUCCAUACAUACAUAUAUUUACAUAUUGUGUAAUUAUUAGCCGUCAAAAAAAGAGGUACGUACAGUACACCGUCAGAAAGUCCCUUUUUCUAGCGGGGGCGAUAUGAGAUACGUUUUAUAAACCAAUACUGAUCACGAUCUAUGUACAUCUUUAAGAGUAAUGUAAAAGUAAGUAAGUAGCUAAAAUAAGGUGCUGGAAGCAGCAGCAAAUGCACACAAGUAUGUAAUGACGAUGUUUAUACCACUUGAUAUUCGUACAAGAGUAAGGAAUCCUAGGUUAAGUAAGACGUAAUUAACUACUUACUUGUUGUAAUACGGGGUAAUAAGAUAUAAUUAUCAUGUAAUAAUGGAUAAACUACUGGUAACCGGUGCUGGACUACACCUGACAAUUCAAUAAAAGCAUUUUGUAUAAGUACCUGUACCAUAAUAAACAGCAGCAGAAGCAGCAGAAGGAGGAGGAACUACACUCUUCAAUAAAAAUUUGUAGGUGAAAAUACACGAUGAUGAGUUUAUAUAUUAAUAUUUAAAUCAUUAUUCUACACAUAUUAUUACGUACCAUUACUGUGGUGGUCUGGUUGAUGGGUUAGUGAAUAAAAGUGUGCAUGCAUGCAUGCACUACUGACCAGGAGGAGUAGUAAAAGUAAGAGUAAUGAUAAUAUUUACUAGAAAGAGAGAGAGAGAGCAUUGCAGUGGUUUGGUCAUGGUGCGUUCUUAUAUUUGUGUGAAUGAGAGGGGAGAUGAUAAUAAAAAUAAAACAUAGUCUCAUCUGCUGGACUCCAUUAGAUUAUCAAUCAAUAUGUCAGUCGUCAACCAAGAGUACUGUUGGGAAAGAGAAGAUUAUUGUGUAACAUUAUUACUAUUAUUACGACUAUCUGUCUUAUAUACUUACUUAAACAUACACUGUAUCGUACACUAUACUCUGAUAUUUACUACUGUGCUAUAUUGAUGAUGACAAAGGAUGGAAUAAAUACAAAGAGUGAAACAUGA